Schistosoma haematobium is the source of this 2954-nucleotide messenger RNA. Its product is annotated as Chitinase domain-containing protein 1. The coding region runs from base 1750 to 2805 and encodes 351 amino acids. Gene Ontology annotation, cellular component: extracellular region. The record is from RefSeq and is a predicted model, not a curated record. Gene Ontology annotation, molecular function: chitin binding; oligosaccharide binding. Lineage: Eukaryota; Metazoa; Platyhelminthes; Trematoda; Strigeidida; Schistosomatidae. Gene Ontology annotation, biological process: carbohydrate metabolic process. The transcript has 12 exons.
CUUGUCGAUUGUCUGAACUCAAGGGCGAAUCUCUAGACCUGUAGUGUGCUUGGUGUACUUACUCUAGCAACUGUCCUCAGUAUUUAUUACUGUCAUGCAUGGUCUAUUACUCACCAGAAUAAACUGGUAGAAUAUAAUCAUUUCGAAGAAAUCUUACUGAAAACUUGUUGGAGGUUUUUUUAAAUACUAUCGAAAACCUGUAUAUGUAAUGCUGCGGAUUUUAUCCCUCGAAUCCACACAUUUUAUAAAAGUUCCUGCAGGCGAAAACAGGACUUUUAAAAAAGAGAAACUCAGAAUUUCCUUUGCUUUUAUAAAGAUUCCCAAAAUGUGCUAUUAGUUCGCUCAUAAUUUCGGAAGGCACAGUAAACGUAUAAAAUCACUCUUCCAUAUAUUCAGUGACGUUGGAAGAAUCUCCUGAUUCUCAAAAGGAAAUGUCUCUACUUAAAGUUCAGAAAUCUAGAUCGUUAUAACAUCUUUUUCCCUCAUUUGUGCCUUUAUAAAUCUGGUCGUCUAGUAACUUCAAAAAGUUAGCUGUUGCUUAUAUCACACCACAUCAUUGGUACCUGAUAUAAAAAUAGGCGGUUCUGACCAGAUGGCAUAUUAUCUACUUACAAGAAACAAUAGUUAUGUUAUCAAAGUAGUCUUGCAGUCAACACUAGAAGUACCUAACAUCUUAUUUAUGUUAUGCUGUAACAAGAAGUAUCGUAUCAUAAAUGUCGAUAUAUUUAAAUGAACCGAACACAUGCAAAACAUCUCACGUAAAUUCCUCUUACAUUGCCUUGUGAAAAGUAAUUAAAAUAAUUUUUAGCAUUGCUUCUAACUUAGAUUGAAAGCACUCUUGAAAAAUAAAAUAUUGGUCAAUGAUACGACGAAGUUAUCAAUAUUUAUAUCUCUUUGAUCAUAAGCAUCUGAAACAAUACGCCGGUUAAAGGAAUAAAUGAAAAGGGAAAAUACUCCAUAGAUUAGUAAAUAUCAUGAAGUCUCAUCCCCAGGCUUUGUUGACGCGAUACAUGUAUCAAGUGUGCAUAUGGACUUAAGAAAAUAAUGUUUACCAGGAUAGUUUGCACGGAAAUUUUUAUGCAAAAUAAGCGACUUGCUGUAAAUCCAAUUAGUACUUUAGAAGCCUGUUGAAAGUGUUUAUUAAUUGACAAAUUUUACAUAAACCUACGAACUAGAAACAUCAACAUAAAAAUAUUAAGCAUAUAAAAAUAUAAUAAACAGUCUUGAUUGAUUUAUACUUACAUUUUCUUUCGAUACUAGACCACGUUUAUUUUAUCUCUCACAUAGUGCAUUAAGCUUUAACUAUCGAAAUACUUGACCUGUCAAAUGUCUCAGAUAAGGAACAACUUUUGAGCCUAGAACACAAGACACCUGGACAGUAGUGUUUGCUGUGUCUAUAACUUACUGUAAAUCUUAAUGGGAGAAUCUGUCCUUAUUAAAACCCAACUUGUUGUCUGUCCCGUAGAGAGCAUGAAUAGUUGCAAGUUCCAGUAGCAUUGCUGACCACUGACAAUUUUGUAACCUUAUUUGCAAAAACUAACAGUUACAACUCACAAACUGACCAGGGAGUUUUGAUCCUUUAAUGCAGUUUCUAUCGUACGCAGUUUUUCUGAUGUCUGAAGUGGAACUUCCAAAGGAAAUAGGUUACAAUCAUAUACCUCACUUGGAUUUAUAUUAUGUAUUGUUAAAGUGAUUUUGAUAACACUAUUACAUAUCACAUAUUCAGUUUCUUUAGAGGAAUAUGACGAAAUGGCGUAUGCUGUCCCUACAGAAAGCAUCGAUAUUGAUUUGUUUCUGAAAUCACAUUCAUCAUAUAAUAAGUACACCACUUCCCAAAAGAAUCUGAACGCAACUGUUUUAGCAUAUGUAACGCCUUGGAAUAAACUAGGAUACGAAGUAGCAAAAAUAUUCGGUGCUAAAUUCAACCUUAUUGCUCCUGUGUGGUUUGAAGUCCAAGGUGAAAAAAAGGCAUAUACAGUUACUGGGAUCCCUGAAAUUAACACUGAAUGGCUUAGUGAAAUUCGCACUGUGAAUCCUGAUGUAAAGAUAGUACCUCGAUUUUCCUUCGGUCCAUGGGAAGACCGAGAUUAUGCCGCAACUUUAAAAGAUGUUCCUAAAACAGAUAAAUGUAUUCGAAAUGUGAUCAAUAUUUUAAAGAAAUAUAAUUUUGAUGGUGCAGUCAUAGAAAUAUGGGCACAGUUCUCUGGUGUAGAAUUACAAUCACUAAUAGAUUUUAUAGUACGACUUUCUGAUAAUUUACAUUCAAACGGCAAGCUUUUUGUGCUCGUUAUCCCACCUCCUGUUUACUAUGAAGGCAUAGAAGGAAGAUUUAAAGAAGAAAAUUUUAAAAUAUUGGCCGAUUACGUUGAUUAUUUUAGCUUAAUGACCUACGACUAUUCUUCACCUCAUAGACCUGGGCCUAAUAGUCCUUUGAGUUGGGUAGAAGAAUGCAUUAAUCGUUUGGUUCCAAAGAAUUCUUUAAACCAGGCAAAAUUGCGUAAACAAAUUUUAGUGGGUUUAAACUUUUAUGGAAUCGAUUACUUGCCUAAAAAAUUAAUCGGUGAACCUAUUAAAGGCAAUGAUGUUAUUGAAAUAUUUGAAAAGUAUCAACCGGAUUUUAAAUGGGAUAAAAAAUGGGCUGAACAUAGCUUCUCUUACAAGGAUAAAAAAUCGCAAGAUCAUUUGGCCUUCUAUCCUACCUUGAUGUCGAUAGCACAACGUCUACAAACUAUACUAUCCAGAGGUACGGGUGUUUCUAUCUGGGAGAUAGGACAAGGACUAAAUAGCUUUUAUUCACUGUUCUAAUGUAAAAUUUUACAUACCGUCAUGGCAUAUAUGUGCACUUUUUUAUCUUUUGGAAAUAUAUUUUCAUACAUCGAAUUACAUUCACUUUUGUUGUAUAUAAUGUAUAGACAUACUUUCGAUUGUAUGGUGCUGUUUUUUUUAAACUAAGC